UCUGGUUCUGGUUCAGCAGAACCUCCAACAUCCCGGUCCUGGUUCUGGAUCUGGUCCUGGUUCAGCAGAACCUCCAACCUCCAGCUCAGGAUCCCGGUCCUGGUCCUGGUUCUGGAUCCGCUGGACCUUAAGUUCCUGUGAUCGAGCUGUUUUUUGGAACCGACCCCGUUUCGUUUUCGUCUCGUCAUGUCGGGCCAGAAACCGAACCUGAAGCCCGGGCCCGGGUCCCCGCAGAGCCGCUUCCAGGUGGACGUGGUGACCGAGGGGGGCGGCCCGGGCCCGGGGGGGCCCCAGGACGGGUCCCGGCCCAGGACGGUCGUGUUUCUGGACGACUGCGGCACCGACAUCGGCGCGCCCCCGGACGUGCAGGAGCCGGACCCGCUGAAGAGCGACUCGGUGUCGCUGCACUCCACCGGCACCGGCCACACCCACGGCUCGGACUCGCACUCGCACACCUACUACCUGAGAACCUUCGGGCACAACACCAUCGACGCGGUGCCGAACAUCGACUUCUACCGGCAGACCCAAGCCCCGCUCGGGGAGAAGCUGAUCCGGCCGUCGCUGGCGGAGCUGCACGACGAGCUGGACAAGGAACCGUUCGAGGACGGCAUGGCCAACGGGGAGGAGCCGUCUGCGGCCGAGGGGACGGCUCUGAUGAAAAAAGAAGCAAAAGGAAGUUUGAAGUUCGGAUGGAUCAAAGGAGUUCUGGUUCGCUGCAUGCUGAACAUCUGGGGAGUGAUGUUGUUCAUCAGGAUGUCCUGGAUCGUUGGACAGGCGGGGAUCGGCCUCACCAUCGCCAUCAUCCUGAUGGCCACCGUGGUCACCACCAUCACGGGUCUGUCCACCUCCGCCAUCGCUACCAACGGCUUCGUACGGGGAGGCGGCGCCUACUACCUGAUCUCCAGGAGUUUGGGCCCCGAGUUCGGCGGCUCCAUCGGCCUGAUCUUCGCCUUCGCCAACGCCGUGGCGGUGGCCAUGUACGUGGUGGGCUUCGCCGAGACCGUGGUGCAGAUGCUCAGCGAAGUGGACGCCCUGAUGACGGACGAGCUGAACGACAUCCGCAUCGUGGGGACUCUGACCAUCAUCCUGCUGCUGGGAAUAUCGGUGGCCGGGAUGGAGUGGGAGGCCAAGGCCCAGAUUGUGCUGCUCGUCAUCCUUCUCGCCGCCAUCGCUAACUUCUUCAUCGGGACCUUCAUGGUGUCGGAGAGCAAAGAGCCCAAGGGUUUCUUCGGUUACCACGCAUCCAUCCUGGUGGAGAACUUCGGCCCCGACUUCAGGGACGACGAGACUUUCUUCUCCGUGUUCGCCAUCUUCUUCCCGGCAGCCACCGGGAUCCUGGCGGGGGCCAACAUCUCCGGAGACCUGGAGGACCCCCAGUCCGCCAUCCCUAAGGGAACCCUGCUGGCCAUCCUGAUCACCGGCAUCACCUACGUGGGCGUGGCCUUCUCCACAGGUGCCUGCAUCGUCCGAGACGCCACCGGGGACCAGAACGACACGGUGACCGACACGGUGAACUGCAGCGACGCCUCCUGCUCGCUCGGGUUCGACUUCUCCAUCUGCCGGGAGGGAGGCUGCCAGUACGGGCUGAUGAACGACUUCCAGGUCAUGAGUCUGGUCUCUGCCUUCGGUCCUCUCAUCUCUGCUGGGAUUUUCUCCGCCACCUUGUCCUCGGCUCUGGCCUCGUUGGUCUCCGCCCCCAAGGUCUUCCAGGCUCUCUGUAAGGACAACAUCUACCCGGGUCUUAGCGUCUUCGCUAAAGGCUACGGCAGGAACAACGAGCCGCUGCGCGGCUACGUGCUAACCUUCUUCAUCGGCCUGGCCUUCAUCCUCAUCGCGGAGCUGAACAUCAUCGCUCCGAUCAUCUCCAACUUCUUCCUGGCUUCGUACGCUCUGAUCAACUUCUCCGUGUUCCACGCCUCGCUGGCCAACUCCCCAGGGUGGCGUCCCAGCUUCCGCUACUACAACAAGUGGGUGUCCCUGGCCGGCUCCGUGCUCUGCUGCGUCGUCAUGUUCGUCAUCAACUGGUGGGCGGCACUGGUGACGCUGCUCAUCGUGCUGGCGCUCUACAUCUACGUCAGCUACAAGAAGCCGGACGUGAACUGGGGCUCGUCCACUCAGGCUCUGAUCUACAACCAGGCUCUGACUCACUGCCACAACCUGACGGGGGUGGAGGACCACGUCAAGAACUUCAGACCCCAGUGCCUGGUUCUGGUCGGGUUCCCAAACUCCCGUCCUGCUCUGGUCCAGCUCGUCAACUCCUUCACCAAGAACGUGAGCCUGAUGGUCUGCGCUCACGUCCGGACGGGGUCCCGGCGGCCGAGCCACAAGGAGGCGCUGCAGGACCAGAACCGCUGCCAGCGCUGGCUCAGCAAGAAACGCGUCAAGGCUUUUUACGUCCCGGUGUUCGCCGAGAACCUGCGGAAGGGAGCGCAGCUGCUGCUGCAGGCCGUGGGUCUGGGCCGGCUCAAGCCCAACACGCUGGUCAUGGGAUUCAAGAACAACUGGAGCGACGGAGACAUGAAGGACGUGGAGAACUACGUCAACACCAUCCACGACGCCUUCGACCUCCAGUUCGGGGUGGUUCUGCUCCGGCUGCAGGACGGACUGGACGUCUCGCACAUCCAGGGACAGGAUGAGCUGCUGACGUCGCAGGAGAAGCCGCCGCUGAGCAGCAAAGACGUGCUGAUCUCCGUCUCUCUGGUCAAGGACUCGGACUCGGACUCGUGUCCCUCCAAGACGGCUAGCAACCAGAGCAGCCCGCUCAUCAUCAAAGCGUCGGAGACCAAGUCGCCGCUGAGCCUGACGGACCAGCGGCUGCUAGAAGCUAGCACGCAGUUCAAGAGGAAGCAGGGGAAGGGAACCAUCGACGUGUGGUGGCUGUUCGACGACGGCGGUCUAACUCUCCUCAUCCCCUACCUCCUCACCAACCGCAGUAAAUGGGGCGACUGCAGGAUCAGAGUUUUCAUCGGAGGAAAAAUCAACCGCAUCGACCACGACCGCCGAGCGAUGGCUACGCUGCUCAGCAAGUUCCGGAUCGACUUCUCCGACAUCAACGUCCUCGGAGACAUAAACACCAAACCCAAGAAGCACAACAAGCUGAGCUUCAAGGAGCUGAUCGAGCCGUUCCGGCUGAAGGAGGACGACAUGGAGCAGGAAGUGGCCGAGAAGCUGAAGCUCCAGGAGCCGUGGAGGAUCACGGACAACGAGCUGGAGCUGUACAAGGCCAAGACGAACCGUCAGAUCCGGCUGAACGAGCUGCUGAAGGAACAUUCCAGCGCCGCCAAGCUGAUCGUCGUGAGCAUGCCGUUGGCCAGGAAGGGAACCGUCUCCAGCGCCCUCUACAUGUCGUGGUUGGAGACGCUAACGAAGGAUCUGCCGCCGCUGCUGCUGGUGCGAGGAAACCACCAGAGUGUGCUGACCUUCUACUCCUAACACACAACCAUGGACCUGCACACGCACACAUGGACCUGCACACACGCACGCACGCACACACACACACACACACACACGCACACACACACACACACUGACGGCUCGGCUGCCGUGAAUGUCGGAGUUUGUAACUAACGGUUUAACAGGGUACCAGGGCCACGCUGGAGAAACAUGUUUGAGAGGAAGAGUUUUUUAUUGUGCACUUCGAGAAAAAAGUGGAAAUGUCGAGAUUCAUUUUGAAGUACAAUUUCAAGAAAAAACUCGAAAUUUCGUGAAUAAAGUCAAAUUUUUUUUCCUUUUUUCUCAACAUUUCGUCUUUUUUUCUCAACAUUUCAACUUUUUUCUUGAAGUGCACAAUAAAAAAACUCUUCCUCCUCUAAACUAUUAUUGUUAUUUUUCUCCUCCUCUUCCUGCGGUGACUAACGGUGAAUAUUUAACCCGUUUCUCCAACGAUGCUGAUUCUGACGUCGACUCGUUUUUCCGUUUUUCUCCGGGUUCGAGUCAGAAAAAACUGUAACGUUUAACUUCAUUUUGUACCUGAUUUUAUUAAAGAAUUA
Messenger RNA from Cololabis saira (Pacific saury), 3989 nucleotides. It is a transcript of the gene slc12a2l, whose product is annotated as solute carrier family 12 member 2-like. Gene Ontology annotation, molecular function: sodium:potassium:chloride symporter activity; ammonium channel activity. Gene Ontology annotation, biological process: sodium ion homeostasis; potassium ion homeostasis; cell volume homeostasis. Lineage: Eukaryota; Metazoa; Chordata; Actinopteri; Beloniformes; Belonidae. Gene Ontology annotation, cellular component: membrane. Bases 187 to 3432 code for a protein of 1081 amino acids. The transcript is spliced from 26 exons. The record is from RefSeq and is a predicted model, not a curated record.